CAUUGAUUCGUACCUUCUCUCUCUCUCUCUCCACCUACGAGCGGUGUAUUGUUUCUGGGCAAACUAUUUAGGGUUCCUCCGAUCUAUAUUUAAUUUGAUCGAUCACUAUCCCUCUUUGAUUCGUCCAAUAUUCGGAGAUGGUGCUGUCGCAGAAGCUCCACGAAGCUUUCAAGGGCACAGUCGAGCGGAUAACCAGCCCCCGCACCGUCUCUGCUUUCAAAGAGAAGGGCGUCCUUAGCGUUAACGAGUUCAUCAUCGCCGGUGACAAUCUCGUUUCCAAGUGCCCUACCUGGUCAUGGGAAUCUGGUGAACCAAGCAAGAGGAAGCCAUACCUCCCAGCAGAAAAACAGUUCUUGAUAACCAGAAAUGUUCCUUGUUUGCGGCGAGCUGCCUCUGUCGAAGAAGAAUAUGAGGCUGCUGGGGGUGAAGUUCUCCUUGAUAAUGAAGAUGAUGAUGGAUGGUUAGCUACUCAUGGGAAGCCAAGAGAAACUAAGCAAGAUGAGGAUGAGAACUUGCCUUCCAUGGAGAAUCUUGAAAUCAGCAAACAGAGUGGCAUUCAGUCCAUUCCUUCAUACUUUGGCGGAGAUGAAGAGGAAGAUAUUCCAGACAUGGCUGAGUUCAAUGAUCCGGACAACCUGAUUGAGACAGAUCCUGCAACUCUUCAAUCUACCUAUCUGGUGGCACAUGAACCUGAUGAUGAUAUAAUAUUGCGGACCCGUACAUAUGAUGUCAGCAUUACGUAUGACAAAUAUUAUCAAACUCCUCGAGUAUGGCUUACCGGAUAUGAUGAGUCAAGAAUGCUUUUGAAACCUGAACUUGUGCUUGAAGAUGUUAGCCAAGACCAUGCAAGGAAAACAGUCACAAUUGAAGACCAUCCGCACUUGCCUGGAAAGCAUGCUUCUGUUCAUCCCUGCAGACAUGGAGCUGUAAUGAAGAAAAUUAUAGAUGUUCUUAUGUCACGUGGAGUUGAACCCGAAGUUGACAAGUACCUGUUCUUAUUCCUGAAAUUCAUGGCAUCUGUCAUUCCAACAAUUGAAUAUGAUUACACGAUGGACUUUGAUCUUGGUAGUUCAAGCAACUCAUAAAUGGCAGGGUUUCAAGCAGACGGGCGUCUCCAUGGGGAAUGGGAUCAGCUUCUUUGUGCAUGUUAGAUUGGAAUUUUUUUUCUUUCCUUUGCAUGUUCAUGAUGGGGAAGCGUCCUUCUUAUUAUGGUAAUUAAAUCCAUGAAUGAAGAUGGUCGCUUGGUGUCUUCCAUGUACAGUUUACUUGUAUUUAUUAGGAAAUAAAGGUUUCUUGAUGGACUAUUGAGUUAUCUGAUGUACCUAAGCAGUAUAUAUAUACUGAUGAACACUCAUUAUUCUUAUGUAAAAUUGCAUGUCGAGAUUUCUCUC
This is a messenger RNA of Punica granatum (pomegranate), 1391 nucleotides long. Lineage: Eukaryota; Viridiplantae; Streptophyta; Magnoliopsida; Myrtales; Lythraceae. The record is from RefSeq and is a predicted model, not a curated record.